This is a messenger RNA of Cricetulus griseus (Chinese hamster), 1204 nucleotides long. NCBI's taxonomy places the organism in Eukaryota, Metazoa, Chordata, Mammalia, Rodentia, Cricetidae. The record is from RefSeq and is a predicted model, not a curated record.
GCGUUCUCGUGGCCUGUCCCUUGAGGCAGCGCCGUCGGGCAGCCGGUCUCCAUGGCGCUUGUGGGGCGCCUUGUGUCUGCAGCGGCCACCGCUGAUCACCAAGCCGCUCACCCCAUUGCAGCAAGAGAUGGCGGAUCUACUACAGAAGGUGGAGACAGAGAGAAGUCUGUAUUCAGAUCACGAGCUUCGUGCUCUGGAGGAAGCUAAGCAACUGGCGAAGAAGAAAGCUGACCUUUAUGAUGAUGGCCAAGAUGAGCAGGGCGUUACACUUGUACAGGACUUAGAAGAUAUAUGGGAGCAGGCAUUCCUACAAUUCAAACCUGGAGCUCGAGUAACAGAAGCUGAUAAAAAAAAUGACCGAACCUCGCUGAAUCGUAAACUAGACAGGAACCUUGUCCUCCUAGUCAGAGAGAAGCUUGGGGAUCAGGAACUUUGGAUGCUCCCUCAAGUACAGUGGCAGCCGGGGGAGACCCUUCGAGGGACAGCUGAGCGAAUCCUGGCCACACUCUCAGAAAACAGCAUGGAAGCCAAGUUCCUAGGGAAUGCACCUUGUGGGCACUAUAAGUUCAAACUCCCCAAGGCAAUUCGGACAGAGAGUGACAUUGGGGUCAAAGUCUUCUUCUUCAAAGCUCUGCUGCUCACAGGAGAUGUCCCUCAGACUGGGAAGAAGUCCCAUCAUGUGUGGGCCAGUAAGGAAGAGCUGGGUGACUAUCUGCAGCCCAAGUACCUGGCUCAGGUCAGGAGAUUUCUUCUGGACUUCUGAUGGAUGCAGCAGCUGCCUGUGGACGAUGCACACACAAGUCAAGUGCUAGGACCUCAGAAACAAUGCUGAUGCCCAUUUACAGGGACCGUCAAGCACCAAAUGAAAUUCUGUGAAUUAAAUGUGUUUGUCAUUGUGUUGGAUUUUGCUUGGGGGACAACUGGCUUUGCUCUGUAGCCAGUUAAAUCAUUAUGUUCUAGUGACUUAAGAACAGAGGAAAUGAAUUGGUCUAAAUUCCAAGUUCUGAGAAACUUUCUAGGCUCAUGAAAAGCCUAGUUUUAUAGCUUGUUAGCUGUUUUCCAUUUUACUUUUCCAUUUGAUGGGAAGGACAGAUCUUCUUUCUCUCUCUCCAUUUUUGAAGUUUUAUAUUUAGAUGGGGAUUAAUCACUUCUUACCUGUUUAGCACUAGUCAUUUGAAAUAAAGUCUGACUUCUCUCCAGCCUA